UUCAAAAUGGCUUCCAAAGAGGAUCCAAUCUAUCAAAUUUUCUCAUUUCGGGACUGUAAGUCUUCUCCCGACCCGAUUUUUGAGCUCCCUGCACAGUGUCUGGACCCCACGCCGCCCCCCAUAGUCAUAGAUAACGGCUCGUUUCAGACCCGGGCCGGCUGGGCUGUUCCAGGGGGGGAACAGGACUCUCCGCGGCUGCUCUUCAGGUCGGUGGCGGCGCGAAACAGAGGAGCCGCACGGAGCGACACUCAGAUUGGAAACGACAUCCCCAAUCUGGAGCCUCUGCGGUGGCUGCUCAAGAGCCAGUUUGAUCGAAAUGUGGUGGUCAAUUUCGAGAUCCAGGAGCUCAUUUUCGACUAUGUGUUUACACACCUGGGCAUCACUUCAGAGGGCAGUGUGGCACAUCCCAUUGUUUUGACGGAGGCCCCCUGCAGCCCGCUGCACUGUCGGCAGAUGAUGUCAGAGUUGCUGUUUGAGUGCUACCAAGUACCUUAUGUGUCCUACGGCGUAGACAGCUUGUACAGCUUCUACCACAAUAACACCCAAAGGAACCUCCAGCCACCACACACCGGCAUCAUUCUGUCCUCAGGAUACCACUGUUCACACAUCCUGCCAGUUAUAAACGGCAGGUUUGAUGCGGUUAACAGUAAGCGUGUGAACGUGGCUGGGAGUCAGGCAGCGUCCUACCUGCAGCGCCUCCUUCAGCUUAAAUACCCAGGACAUCUUGCUGCUGUCACGCUCAGCCGUGUCGAGGAGCUUCUGCAUGAACACAGUUACACAGCUGUGGAUUAUCAUGAAGAGUUGGAAAAGUGGCGCAGCCCGGAGUUUUACGAGCGGGAGGUUCACCGUAUGCAGCUUCCCUUCACCAGUAAGGUGCCAGGCGGCUGUGUGAGCGUAGAGGAGAGGCAGGAGAGACGAGCUCAGCAGCUUCGACGGCUUCAGGAGAUCAAUACUCGCCGAAGGGAGGAGAAACUGCAGCAGGACCAAGAGAGGCUGGAUAGACUCACUGUAGUACAGGAGCUGCUGGAGGACGGCCUGCUGGAUCAGUUUCAUAGGAGUCUGGUGGAGCUCAACAUGGACUCAGCCGAGGAGCUACAGUCGUACAUCAACAAGCUGCAGCUGGCAGUGGAACAGGGCAGACAAAAACUGCUGCACAGUGAUGGAGCAGAGGGAAAGACAGAAGUGUCUGAGCUGGAGCAGCCGAUGGACGAGGGAGACGGAGUGGCACUGAUCGAUCCUGACUUCCUUGAUGACACACUGCCAGAAAAGCCUGCUAAUGUGAUUCAGCCCGUGUUCAACGUGGCAGAGUACCACCAGCUGUUUGUAGGGACGGAGCGUCUGCGGUGUCCAGAGAUCAUGUUCCAGCCCUCACCAACCGGAGAGGAUCAGAUGGGACUGAUGGAGACUCUGCAGUACGUCCUGGCAAGGUACACUCCAGAGCAGCAGGAUGUGCUAGUGAGCAAUGUGUUUCUGACCGGUGGGAACAUGCAGUACCCAGGAAUGAAGGCGAGAGUGGAGCGAGAACUGCUGGCCAUGAGGCCUUUUCAAUCAAACUUCAAGGUUACAAUGGCGUCGCGGCCGGCUCUGGAUGCCUGGUAUGGGGCAAGAGACUGGGCCGUUGAGCAUCUACCUAGCCAAGGCGGAGAGUCGUCAGAGGGAUGGAUCAGCAGACUGGACUACGAGGAGAAAGGAGGCGAGUACCUGAGUGAGCACUGUGCCUCCAACGUCUUCAUUCCCAUGAAACUCGCCAAACCACUUCCUGCUCGUCCUAACGAGCCUGCUGGUAACAUGCUGACAUCAACCGAAGUGUCUGCUGCUGUCCCCACGGUUACUUCUGCACUGACGCCCCCCAGUUCUACUCUUGCUGAUGUUUCCAUGGUAACCGCUUGAACUGAGAUCUCAGAUUUUUUUUUUUUUUUUUCUAAAAUUACAUUUAGAAAUGAUUGUUGGUUGAAGCAGAGUGUUUACUUUUUUCUGUUUGACUUUGCUGCUUCUACAUAAGUUUUUAACCCUAAAAUUUCCUAGCAUGCAUUUCAGCAGCCUUUAAUGUGAAGGUUUGAGCUACAUGCUUUCAAAUGUGAAGAAGACUUUGCAGAAGACUUUUCCCAUUUAUGGGAAGACUCUUUUUCUUAUUGGAUUCAGAUAUGAUCUGAUGACUGUCAGAGGGGUUUGCUGUCAGGCAUUUCACCUUUGAAGUGAAAACAAACACCCCAUCCAACAAACAAAAUAAACGGAUGAUUGUAACUGUUUUUACAGUGAAGAGGCACUGCUUGUGUCCAGAAAUGACCAUUCAAGAAUGUGUAGGGGAUAUGUUUCCUGCCUGUUCUUCAGUCAGCAGAGACUUCAUCUGUUCACUCUCUGUUAUACAAUACUGGUGACAUCACUAGAAUAUUCUUCUCUGUUUUAUUAUCAUUAUACAAAAGAGAGAACCUUCAAAUUGAUUGGUUAUAUAAAUGAUCUAAACAGGUCCAGUGGGAAUAUUUAAUGUAUUUAUAUGUAAAUAGAAUUUUUUGUUUGAAUUUUGUAUUUUUUCUAUAAAAUUCACAUUUUGA
Labrus bergylta (ballan wrasse) is the source of this 2552-nucleotide messenger RNA. RefSeq names its product actin related protein 5 (gene actr5). NCBI's taxonomy places the organism in Eukaryota, Metazoa, Chordata, Actinopteri, Labriformes, Labridae. Gene Ontology annotation, cellular component: Ino80 complex; cytoplasm. The record is from RefSeq and is a predicted model, not a curated record. Gene Ontology annotation, biological process: regulation of DNA-templated transcription.